CAGCGUCAGAAGCAGUACCACCGGCGAAACCCGAAAGAACGACAAGAAUCCGAUCGCUAAUGAAUGCGACGCGACCGAAAGAAUGAACCACGGUGCCGAUUGUUGGCUUUGAACUUGUUCUUUCUGACGUUCAAAUCAUCAUCGAGUCGUCCGCAGCCGGGUUCAAUGAAACUCUCUUCUUGAGCGGAAUCGGGUGCUCCAAGAACGAAAAUAACUAGUGUUAAAUAGACAUGGUUCCUCUUAGAUUUAGUGUGUUUGUUGUGGUGGUGUUUGUGUUUUGUUUUGAUUUUGGGAGUACAGAAUCAGCAGAAGAAUCAAGGCUCUUGGAGAUAUUCGGCAGACUAAAUAAUUUUGGGAACCACCCACCUCCAAAACAUGAUACACCAGCAUCGCCAUGUCAAUGUACUUGUGGUGAGAGAAACGACAACAGCAGAAUAGUGGGAGGAAAACCAACACAAGAAAACGAAUUUCCAUGGAUGGCCAGGCUGUCCUACUUCAACAGAUUCUAUUGUGGAGGAAUGUUGAUCAACGAUCGAUACGUUUUGACAGCUGCUCAUUGCGUUAAAGGGUUCAUGUGGUUUAUGAUCAAAGUGACAUUCGGCGAGCACGACAGAUGCAAUGACACCAAGCGACCGGAAUCCAGAUUCGUUCUGAGAGCUGAAGUUGGUGCUUUCAGCUUUCUGAACUUUGACAAUGAUAUAGCGUUACUGAGACUUAGUGACCGGGUGCCAAUUACUCAGCAUAUUAGGCCAAUAUGUUUGCCUAAAGUUAAAGAUCAUGAUUACGUUGGUCAAGUAGCUACAGCUGCCGGUUGGGGUACGUUAAAAGAAGAUGGAAAACCUUCCUGCAUAUUACAGGAAGUUAAUGUUCCAGUGAUAAGUAACGAAGAAUGUAGAAACACGAAUUAUUCGUCGAAAAUGAUUUCUGAUAAUAUGAUGUGCGCGGGAUAUCCUAAAACAGGACAAAAGGAUUCGUGUCAGGGCGACAGUGGUGGACCUCUUAUAGUUGAAAGGAAGGAUAAAAGAUAUGAAUUAAUUGGUGUGGUGUCAUGGGGUAACGGCUGUGCGAGACCUGGCUACCCAGGUGUAUAUACCAGAGUGACGAGGUACCUCGACUGGAUCUUGGACCAUGCGAAGGACGGUUGCUUCUGCCAAGACUGAUUGAUACUCAACAUGGUUGUGAUAAAUAUGAACAUACAUUAAUAAUCUAUUUAAAUUUCAGCCUUACGAACUAACAAAUUUAUUUAAAUAUAGUAUUUAAAUUAGUGCAAUCUAACAAUAAAAUUAGUCUUAAUAUUUGUUAGGGAAUUGUUUUCUUUUUGUUUAUUUAUUCAUCUAUAGUUGUUGUAACAGCU
Molecule: messenger RNA, 1354 nt
Organism: Sitophilus oryzae (rice weevil)
Lineage: Eukaryota; Metazoa; Arthropoda; Insecta; Coleoptera; Curculionidae
Product: venom protease-like
Exons: 7
Coding region: 231-1160 (309 amino acids)
Biological process (GO): proteolysis
Molecular function (GO): serine-type endopeptidase activity
Source: RefSeq, a predicted model, not a curated record